AAAUUUACUAUAAAACGUUGGCCGUAUGACCGAUUGAGACUAGUUAAUAUCCGUCCACUUUGAGUUGUGGCACUACUUUAACUAACUUCAAAAUGAUUUUCACUAAAAUUAGUUUGAGUGUAGCAUUGCUUCUGGUUGUCUCCAGCCAAUUUACUGCUGGUCAAUUUAAUCCUAAUUACCAAUCCGGCAGAAAUACCAUUGUACAUUUGUUCGAAUGGAAAUGGGAUGACAUUGCAGCAGAAUGUGAAAACUUCUUAGGUCCAAAUGGUUAUGCCGGUGUACAAGUUUCACCAGUCAAUGAAAAUGUUGUUUCUGGUGGUCGUCCAUGGUGGGAACGUUAUCAACCAAUGUCAUACUUAUUGGUGACUCGUUCCGGUAAUGAAGCCCAAUUCGCAAGCAUGGUUAAACGUUGCAACAAUGCCGGUGUACGCAUUUAUGUGGAUGUUGUCUUCAAUCAUAUGGCCGCAUCUGGUAGCAAUGUUGGAACUGCUGGAUCUACUGCUAAUCCAGACAGCAAAAGCUUCCCUGCCGUUCCUUAUUCGUCUUUGGACUUUAACCCCACUUGUGCCAUCACCAAUUACAAUAAUGCUGAAAAUAUUCGUAAUUGCGAACUGGUCGGCCUUAAGGAUUUGAAUCAAGGCAACAGUUAUGUACAAGACCGUAUUGUAGAUUUCUUGAACAAAUUGAUUUCAUUGGGUGUAGCUGGUUUCCGUGUUGAUGCUGCUAAACACAUGUGGCCUUCACAUAUGAAGAUCAUUUUCAAUCGUCUUAACAACUUAAGUACAAGUCAUGGUUUCGCCUCCAAUUCACGUCCUUUCAUUUUCCAAGAAGUUAUUGAUAUGGGCAGUGAAGCAAUUUCCAAAUACGAAUACACAGGUCUUGGUACAGUUACUGAGUUCCGCUUCUCGGAUUCCAUUGGUAAAGCAUUCCGUGGUAAAGAUCAAUUACGUUGGCUCGUCAAUUGGGGUACCGAUUGGGGUUUCUUACCUUCUGAUUUGGCUUUGGUAUUCGUUGAUAAUCAUGAUAAUCAACGUGGUCAUGGUGCCGGUGGUGCUGAUGUUCUUACCUACAAAACAUCUAAGCAAUACAAAAUGGCUACUGCUUUCAUGUUAGCACAUCCAUUUGGUAUUUCACGUGUUAUGUCUUCAUUCGCUUUCGAUGACACCGAUCAAGGUCCACCAACAACUGAUGGUAAUACUAUUAGGAGUCCUAGUUUCAAUGCUGAUGGCUCUUGCAACGGUGGUUGGGUUUGUGAACAUCGUUGGCGUCAAAUUUACAAUAUGGUUGGUUUUAAGAAUGCCGUUGCUGGCACUGGUUUACAGAAUUGGUGGGAUAAUGGAAGCAACCAAAUUGCUUUCUGCCGCGGCAGCAAGGGUUUCGUUGCCUUCAACAACGAUUCUUAUGAUUUGAAUUCUUCAAUACAAACCUGCUUACCUGCUGGUACUUAUUGCGAUGUUAUUUCCGGCAGCAAAUCUGGUUCAAGUUGUACUGGAAAAUCGGUUGUGGUUGGUUCUGAUGGACGUGCUACCAUCACUAUUAGAACUAGCGAACAAGAUGGUGUAUUGGCUAUUCAUGCUAACUCCAAAUUGUAAAUUAUUAAACAAUACUUAUUAAAAUAAAGUUUGCAUUUUUUACAUUAAAAUAUAA
Teleopsis dalmanni is the source of this 1647-nucleotide messenger RNA. RefSeq names its product alpha-amylase 1-like. The record is from RefSeq and is a predicted model, not a curated record. Gene Ontology annotation, biological process: carbohydrate metabolic process. The coding region runs from base 93 to 1592 and encodes 499 amino acids. Gene Ontology annotation, molecular function: alpha-amylase activity; cation binding. Lineage: Eukaryota; Metazoa; Arthropoda; Insecta; Diptera; Diopsidae. The transcript has 3 exons.